CCCAGUAGCAGACGACAGCUCCGAAGCAAAUUGUUGACAGCGUUACAAACCUGUGGAAUCAAGCCGCCAGCCGUCACCCAGGGAGAGCUAUGGAAAAUAAAAGAUAUAUUCAUUCUUUGCUCUUAUUAUUGACUUUUAUUGCCAAGGCGAGUGGUCUUGGAGAGGUCAUAUAUGCUGUGAAUGCAGGCGGUGAUGCGCACAUAGAUGUUUAUGGGGUCAGAUAUGAAAAAGACCCUCUAACGGGGAAGGUUGGAACAGCAUCGGAUUUCGGAAAGCAGCUGGUCAUUGGGAGAGUCCCGCCAGGAGAUCAG
Messenger RNA from Penaeus vannamei (Pacific white shrimp), 311 nucleotides. Lineage: Eukaryota; Metazoa; Arthropoda; Malacostraca; Decapoda; Penaeidae. The record is from RefSeq and is a predicted model, not a curated record.